Molecule: messenger RNA, 1038 nt
Organism: Kwoniella shivajii
Lineage: Eukaryota; Fungi; Basidiomycota; Tremellomycetes; Tremellales; Cryptococcaceae
Exons: 5
Coding region: 1-1038 (345 amino acids)
Source: RefSeq, a predicted model, not a curated record
AUGCUGGUCAUCUCCUGUUCAUUUGCCCUCCUUUCCGUCCUUCUUUCGGGGUGCAUCAUCGAUGCUAAGCCUCACAGUUCGCCCCUUGAAAGAAGGAUGACAAAGAAUCGGCGUCGUAACGUACUCGGUUCCUCUCCUUCUCCUCCGCCAAUCAAUCAUGGUCUGGUUGGUAGAGACGAUUCGGAUGUUGAUGUAGUUUGGGUAGAUGUGACUUCUUUCACCACAGUCACCGCCCAGGCUACAGCGACAGCAGCUGAAACCACAGCAGAAAGUACGAAGGAUGAAGACGCUCCAGAAAUUGUCGGUGCAGUCUUAGCUGGUGAAGGUGGAAGUUCAGGUGAUGAUGAACCAGAGGUGGUUUACGUAGAUGUUACUUCGUAUAUAACCAAAACUGCUUAUGCCGCUGAACAAACUCAACAACAGCAACAACAACCGGCUACUAGUACUGCCGAAGCUACUCGAACGUAUAAAAAACCUGUAACCGUUGCUGCCGUGGCUAUCAGUACUGGUCCAGGAGGAACGACGACAUUAGAAGUUACAAGUACUCAGGCUGCAACUUCGUUGGCAAGUGCUACUGGUAAACCUAAGAACGACGAUGAAUCUCAUCAACGGUGGGUAGAUCUACACAAUGUAGCUAGACAGAAAUAUCAAGUUCCGCCGGUAGUUCACGCCCCGGAGCUCUUACAGAUAGCUAAAGAACAUGCUGAAGCAUGCAAUAAGGAGCACACUAAAGCUGCCGAGAACUUGCAAUGGGGAAGCGGAAUGGGCACACCUGAUAGUGCUGUUAAUGGAUGGAUGAGCGAAGAUGUGUUGUAUGAUUGGAAUAAUCCUCAUUACACAGAUGAAGCAGGCCAUUUCACUCAGGCCGUUUGGAAAAACACUUCUCGAAUCGCAUGUUGGAUUGCUGAAUGUUCUCGAGGAACAGUCGUUGGAUGGGAAUACGAGCAAUCUUUUCAAACGGCCUGUGAAUAUGAUCCAUCCGGUAACUACGUCGGUGAAGAGAAUUUCAGAGAAAACGUACUCCCCCCUGCGUACUAA